CUGCCGAUAUUUCCCUCGUUCGUUGCUCUUGCUCAGCUUCAUUCCACCAUUCCCAAAGCAUUCCUGCUGCUGUGUGUUGGCCUGGCACUAUUCGGUCUUGCUCACGGAGCCAUGCUGAGAAACGAAGAGAAAUGGAAGCCCUUCAACAACCCCAGAAACCGAGAUCUGUUUUUCAGAACCCUUCGUGCAUAUUUUAAGGGAAGAGGUCUUGGUGUUGGGAGGUUCCUAAGUACUUUCAUCAUGAAUGAGAAUCCCAGACCUGUGUCUUUUGAAUCAGAAUUUAUUGCUUCUGCGUUUGCAGAUUAUGAGGAGCAGAAAAACUCCUUUCCCAAUUUCCUCAAAUGCUGACUGUUUCUUCUGAGCACAGGUUCUGGCUGUUUUAGAACUACAGGUGAAGCUUCUCAUUAAAAAAUGUUAAUCAUGUUCAUGGCUAAACAUUUUUUCCCUCUACUUUUAUUUGUCAAUGUGUAAUGAUUUUAUUCUACAUUUCCAGAUUUACAUAUAAAUAGAUUGGCCCUUGGGACAUAAUCUGACUCAGGGGUCUAUUUCUGGAGUUUUUUUUCCCACUCUAUAACCAUGAACAUUGAUGAAGAACACUGCGGAUAUUUUGUAUGAGGUACAAAACAUAACGAAUCAAAAGAGAUGAUGAUCUUCUAAAUUACAUGUUUACUUGAAGCUUGCCUUUAAAGCUUGUCUUGUAUGCUUAUUACCUGUUAUCAAUCAUUGUUUUUAUUUCAAAGGGACUUUGCAAAUUUUUACUACAGUUCAUCAUAUGUAAUAGGGGUUUAGGCUUAAAAUUUGUCUUCUUCCUAAAGGGGAGAUGCAUUCCCACUUUCAGCAAUAUGUUAUUGAAAGAUCUCACAAACUAAGUUUCAUACCAAGGGAGAGUAAGUGAUAAAUAUCCACAAAUAAGUCGAAAUGGAAAACAAAGAAAUUUGGGAUUCUAGGAAUUGCUAGGGUCUCUAUGAGAUGUUCUCUGCCACUAUGUUUACAGGUGGAGAUUGCGCUACACCAAAUAUCCUAGCCCCACCCCAGCUCUGGUUCUCUCUUGCACACAACCUCCUUAAGAAGGGAGAGUAGAAAUGGGUGGGUUUCCCUUCUUUUACAGCCAACCCUGUCCUCUUCCCAACCAGCUGGGGCUGAAUUAUUCUGAUUCUCAUAUCCUCACUUGGAAUAGCAACUUUUCCUGUAUCUUUAUGGAGAGCUGCAUCAUUUCCUCUGUGAUUCCUGCAAAACAAGCGUCGUUCCUGAAUGCAAACAUUGGUGUCCUAAUCACACUAACCUUUACAUUCCGAAAUAGUCUUCUGUGGCUUUUUUGUGGAUGAUUGAUACUGAAUAUAAAGAAUAAAAUAUUUAUGCUAAAA
Messenger RNA from Manis pentadactyla (Chinese pangolin), 1364 nucleotides. RefSeq lists its product as uncharacterized. Lineage: Eukaryota; Metazoa; Chordata; Mammalia; Pholidota; Manidae. The record is from RefSeq and is a predicted model, not a curated record. The annotation marks the transcript as partial. The transcript has 3 exons.